AUGCUGGCCACCGACUCCCUCCACACCAUCAAGCUCCCCACCUUCACCAAACCGGAGCCAGGCACUUUCCCCUCCUCCACCAGAACCGCAGCAGCAGCAGCGCCGCUCAACCCCACCUCAAUCGCGCGAGAAUGGCUCAGCGCCUUCGCCGGCGCGCUCUCCGCGCCGGCGGACCAGCUCGCCGCGAGCCUCGCCGGCGUCCUGCACGCCGACUGCUGGUGGCGCGACCACCUCGCGCUGGGCUGGGACCUGCGCACCGUGCGGGGCCUCGACGCGCUGGCGCCGUUCGUGGCGGCCGCGCAGCCGCGCUUCCGGCUGCGGCCCACGGCGCUGGCCGAGACGGGCCAGUUCGCGCCCGGCGCGAAGACGCCGGUCGAGGGGCUCGAGUGGGUCGAGAGCAUGUUCGAGUGGGAGUCGAGCGUCGGGCGCGGCAAGGGCAUGCUGAGGCUGGUGCGGCAGGAGGAGGAGCAUGUGUGGAAGGCGUACAUGCUGUACACGGCGUUGCAGGAGCUGAAGGGGUUCGAGGAUAGGGUCGGCGUCAGGAGGCCGCACGGAGGGAACAACUCGCUGGUCGGGGGCGCGAUGAAGAAUGGGAAUUGGACGGAGCGGAGGAACAGACAGAUUGAGUUCCUGGACGCGGAGCCGCAGGUGGUCUGCGUGGGUGCUGGCCAGUCCGGUCUCAACCUUGCGGCGAGGCUGCAGGCGAUGGGGGUGUCUUGCUUGUUGGUCGACAGGAACAAGCGUGUGGGUGACAACUGGCGGUGCAGAUACAGGACUCUCGUCACUCAUGACCCCGUCAAUUACACCCACAUGGCAUACAUGCCCUUCCCGAGCACCUGGCCGCUUUUCACGCCCAAGGACAAACUCGGGGACUGGUUCGAAGCCUACGCCACGCUCCUGGAGCUGAACGUCUGGCUUUCCAGCACCGUCACGUCCAGCUCCUACUCGGACGCCACGCACACCUGGACCAUCACAGUGGACCGCGGCAACGGCCAAACCCGCACCCUCCACCCGCACCACGUUGUCUUCUGCACCGGCCACUCGGGCGAGCCCAAGAUCCCCAGCUUCCCUGGCCAGUCCGACUUCGCCGGCACCGUCUACCACGGCAGCCGCCACGUCGAUGCCACAGCCAGCGGGGCCGACCUCUCGGACAAGAAGGUCGUCGUCGUCGGCACGGGCAACAGCGGGCACGACAUUGCGCAAAACUACCACGAGGCGGGCGCGGCGGCCGUGACGAUGGUGCAGCGGCGCGGCACGUACGUCAUCUCGGCCGCCGACGGCAAGGGCAUCUUCGCCAUGCACAAGGGGCUCUACGACGAGUUCGGCCCGCCGACCGAGGACGCCGACGUGUUCGCGCAGAGCCUGCCCGUCGCCGUGCAGUUCGCCCUGCACGUCCCCUUCACCGCCAUGGUGCGCGACCAGCUCGAGCGCGAGACGGUCGAGGGCCUCACGCGCAACGGCUUCGUGCUCGACUUCGGCCCCGACGGCAGCGGCCUGUUCAGAAAGUAUAUCACUCGCGGCGGUGGCUACUACAUCGACGUCGGCUGCUCGAAGCUCAUCUGCGAGGGCAAAGUGAAGGUCGCGCACAGCCCUGAUGGCAUCAAGGGGUUCGAGCGGGACGCGCUGGUCCUCGCCGAUGGGAGGCGGCUGGAGGCGGAUAUCGUUGUGCUGGCGACGGGCUACGACAACAUGCGGACGAGCGUUGAGAAGGCGCUCGGCAAGGAGCAGGCGGAGAGGUGCAAGGACGUGUGGGACUUGGACGAGGAGGGUGAGAUCAAUGCGAUGUGGCGCCCCAGUGGCCAUCCUGGCUUGUGGUUCAUGGGCGGAAACUUGGCGCUGUGUAGGAUCUACUCGAGGUUCCUGGCGUUGCAGAUCAAGGCGGUUGAGGAAGGCCUCAAUGCCUGA
Molecule: messenger RNA, 1905 nt
Organism: Diplodia corticola
Lineage: Eukaryota; Fungi; Ascomycota; Dothideomycetes; Botryosphaeriales; Botryosphaeriaceae
Product: flavin-binding monooxygenase
Exons: 4
Coding region: 1-1905 (634 amino acids)
Molecular function (GO): N,N-dimethylaniline monooxygenase activity; NADP binding; flavin adenine dinucleotide binding
Source: RefSeq, a predicted model, not a curated record